AUGGAGUUGACUGUGAUGAAGAGCCGCAACCUGAUCCUACCCGGAACCUUGUAUUUAACAUCAAUGUAUGUAUCAGACAUGGUGACGUGUACACGGAAUCGCAAUGCUCCCUCCACAGCAACAGAACCGCAGCAAUUAUAUCAUCAAUCUUCGGUCUACUCUCGAUCAUUCAAAUGGAUUCCAUGUGGUGAUCAAGAGGAACAGUUCAAGGGCGAUCCCCCUAGGAUAGUCUUUGAUGAUAUUUUGGUUGCGAAGCUUAGACCUGGUCAACAGAUUGAAGCAAACUGCCAUGCUGUGAAAGGAAUUGGACGGGACCACGCCAAAUUCAGUCCCGUAGCCACCGCAUCAUAUAGGUUGUUGCCCACGAUUCGCCUUCUGGGCGAGAUUCGUGGAGAAGCCGCAGAGCGACUGAAGGAAUCCUUUAGUGAAGGUGUGAUCGAGCUAGUAGAACGAGAUGGAGAAAAAGUCGCAGUUGUUGCGGACGCCAGGAGGGAUACUUGCAGUCGAAACGUAUUUAGACAUGACGACUUGGCUCCGCUUGUGCAACUCGGAAGGAAGAAAACUCACUUUAUAUUUAGCGUCGAAUCUACAGGUGCGCUUAGAUCUGCGGAGCUAGUGGUAGAAGCUUGCAAGGUGAUGGAGGAGAAGUGUAGUGCGCUUCGUAAAGGAAUAACGGAGAUACUC
Messenger RNA from Cylicostephanus goldi, 684 nucleotides. The record is from the annotation of a GenBank genome assembly. NCBI's taxonomy places the organism in Eukaryota, Metazoa, Nematoda, Chromadorea, Rhabditida, Strongylidae.